UUUAAACUUCCUGCUUGGGAAAAUAAGUGCUUUUUCAACAAUUAAAUUUGCAUUAAAUGUUCAAUACAUGUUGAAUUUUUCGGUGUUGGGAUUUAUACUGAUAAAUAAUAUAUAUUCCCUAAUUUGAAACAAUGAAGAGGAGUUUAUCUUUGAUAUUGUUCAUGUGUUGUUUGUGGUUGAAUGUCUGUAACAACCAGGUAGAAGGAGAGAUUGAUGAAAAAUGUAAAGUAAAUUGUGCAUGCUGUGUAGAUCAAAAAUGUGGAGGAGAGCAAUGGGAAUGGUUUCCUGACGAAUGUUCUUCUCUAGGCUGUAUUGAUGGUCAUAGAGGUGCACGUUGUUAUGAACAAUGUACAAACAAUUGUACACAAUGCAUUAAUGAUAAAAAUGAAUGUACUGAGUGUUAUGAUGGAUAUUACCCCGGCCCUGCUUAUGACUGCAAAUCAAAGUGUUUACCCGGAUGUAAAGCAUGCAAGUCAGGAAUCACGUGUACAUCAUGCAAGGAGGGAUAUAAUAACGACAAUGGUCGAAAUGAUUGUAGUAAUCGUUACUGUCCUGAAAAUUGUAAUUGUGAUGAUGGUAAGUGUGUGUCAUGUAAGGGCGGAUAUUACGAUACCAGUAAUAUAUGUUCUAGUUUAUGUCCAGAUAACUGUGUCACGUGUCUGUCAAAAACAGACUGUGGAUCUUGUAAGGAUGGUUAUUAUAAAGGUUACCAGGACGACAACAUUAACCUCCCUUUGUUAAACGACUGUACAUACAAAUGCCGGAAUAACUGUACACGUUGUUCGUCCUAUAAUCGUUGCUCGCUUUGUAAAAGUGGUCUAUAUGGAUCGACGUGUGACAACAGUUGUUCACCUGGUUGUAUGUCAAGCACUUGCGAUAUAGUAACUGGAUACUGUAUUUGCUCUUCUAACUUUACUGGGGAAAGAUGUGACGAAUGCAUAACCGGAAAAUAUGAAAAUAUGUGCGAUCAAGAAUGUCCUGCAGGAUGUAAAGGUAAUGUCUGUAAGAAAGAUUCCGGAAAUUGUACUGACGGAUGUACUAUAAACACGAUCGUUGGUGGUAAAUGUGACGUUUGUUUAACAGGCUGGUAUGGACAAAACUGUGACAUAUCUUGUUCUGUUGGCUGUAAAAAUCAGCGAUGCGUGAAAAGUAAUGGUGAAUGCUCAAAUGGAUGUCUUGACAACUUUGUCGGUGUACAGUGCAAUCAUUGCAUAUCUGGCAAAUAUGGAAAUUCAUGCAACAGUGACUGUCCAGUCAAUUGUGACAUGAGCGGCUGCUUGAAAGACUCUGGCAUUUGUAAUAAUUGCAAUGAGAACUUUGCAGGAGAUAAAUGUGAAAAAUGUGGUGUUGGUUUUUAUGGUUCACUUUGCUCCGAGAAAUGCCCGACAAAGUGUUUGAAUAAAGUAUGUGAUAGAGAUAACGGCACGUGCUCUGGUGGCUGCGUAGACAAUUAUUCUGGUGACAAAUGUUGUAUAAAUAAUAACAACUGUAUCACAUGUUUGUCAGAUACUGAGUGUAAACAGUGUAAGUCUGGAUACUACAAUGACCAAUGUGACAAACAAUGUCCUCUGAACUGUCUUAAGUCCUGUCAUAUCGAAACAGGUAUCUGUGAAGGUUGCAAAGGUAACUUCUAUGGCGAACAUUGUAACCUUUCAUGUGCAUCUACGUGUAAUGUACAAACAACGGCAAAUGGAAGUUUAUGUCAGCAGACAGAUGGUAAAUGUCUGUAUGGGUGCGAAGCUGGUUUUCAUGGUUUGAUGUGUUCAGAGAAAUGUUCUUCUAAUUGUAAUGAUACACUUUGUGACCAAAGCACUGGCAAAUGUACAAAAGGUUGCAAAAGAAGAGUGAAAGAUGACCCAAUUUGCCCUGCAGUUUCAGAAUCACAACAGGACGAAGAUAAAGGUGAUCAGGGUAGUUUAAUAGGACCAAUAGUUGGGGCUAUUGUUGGAGUACUGGUAGCAACAACAAUUAUUGUUGGUGUAUUUAUGUUCUGCAGACGAAGGCAAAGAAACAAAGGUCAAGGACAACGUUCAGAUUUUGAAAGUACUCAAUCUAUCAAGGAAGACGAAAAGAAGCAUACAUAUGGAAACAUUUCCGAGCGGCCAUCAUCAAAGGAAGAUAAAGAAAGAAAGAGCGCUUUAAACCUACCACCAACUAUUACAGCCGACACACAGCUUUCAGAGAACAAAACAAGAUCACCAGUCCCUGUAACGUCUUCGUCAGUGGAUAUUGAUGAGGUAGAAGUAGAUGAAGUCGAAUAUGAAAACAAGGCUGAUGAUACCUACUAUAACAUUAGAGAGAGUCCCUACAGAAUUAAAGUAGACAAUCUACUUAAAUAUGUUACAUCUGGAAAGGUCGACUUCGAGGCUGAAUUCAAGGUAUGUAUAUACGCUAAAAUUGAAUUUACUGCUAGGUUUGAUUAG
Molecule: messenger RNA, 2423 nt
Organism: Ruditapes philippinarum (Manila clam)
Lineage: Eukaryota; Metazoa; Mollusca; Bivalvia; Venerida; Veneridae
Product: multiple epidermal growth factor-like domains protein 10
Exons: 6
Coding region: 132-2423 (763 amino acids)
Molecular function (GO): scavenger receptor activity
Source: RefSeq, a predicted model, not a curated record